UCGCUUUUAUCGUCUGCAGCCUUCCCGCCAGUACAGCAUGCUUUCUGCUGAGGCAAGUCGCAAUCUCCUGGUGUGUCUCCUCUGGGUACUGAAGAAUGCUGACGGAGCUGUGCUACAUCGUUGGCUGGCUGACCUCUCGGCUUUCCAUGUGAACCGUCUACUUGACUUACUCUACCUCUGUGUCUCCUGCUUUGAAUACAAGGGCAAAAAGGCCUUUGAACGCAUCAAUAGUCUGACCUUCAAAAAAUCUCUGGACAUGAAAGCGCGAUUGGAGGAAGCCAUCUUAGGCACUAUCGGGGCACGUCAAGAAAUGGUUCGACGCAGUCGAGAGCGCGGUCCCUUUGGAAACCAAGAAAACGUUCGCUGGAGGAAGAAUAUUGCUCACUGGAGGCAGAACUCGGACAAGGUGGACAAGUCAAAGGAAGAGAUGGAACACGAUGCUUUAGUAGAUGGAAACAUGGCCACAGAGGCCAACAUGGUGGUGCUGGAUACCUUGGAAAUUAUUGUGCAAACAGUGAUCUUGUCUGAAGCCAAGGAGAGUGUCCUGGGUGGGGUGCUGAGGGUGCUUCUUCACAGCAUGGGCUGUACACCUAGUGCUGCCUUCUUGCAGCACUGCUUUGCCACCCAGAGAGCACUGGUGAGCAAGUUCCCUGAAAUGCUUUUUGAGGAAGACACUGAACUGUGUGCUGAUCUGUGCCUGCGUCUUCUACGCCAUUGUAGCAGCAGAGUAGCCAUCAUCCGCACCCACGCAAGCACCUCGCUGUACCUUCUUAUGAGACAGAAUUUUGAGAUUGGCAAUAACUUUGCCCGAGUGAAGAUGCAGGUGACCAUGUCACUCUCAUCACUUGUGGGAACCUCUCAGAACUUCAAUGAGGAACACUUGCGGCGCUCACUGAAAACCAUCCUUACCUAUGCUGAGGAAGACCCAGAGUUGCGAGAGACAACCUUUGCUGAGCAGGUACAAGAUCUCGUCUUUAACCUGCACAUGAUCCUGACAGAUACAGUGAAGAUGAAGGAGCAUCAGGAGGAUCCAGAGAUGCUGAUAGACUUGAUGUAUAGGAUAGCGAAGGGAUACCAGGCAUCACCAGAUCUGAGGCUGACAUGGCUGCAGAACAUGGCAGCAAAGCAUUCCGAACGUGGAAACCACGCAGAAGCAGCACAGUGUUUGGUGCAUUCUGCUGCCCUGGUAGCUGAAUAUCUUAGCAUGUUGGAAGACUGCCGCUACCUACCUGUGGGCUGUGUCACUUUCCAGAACAUCUCUUCCAAUGUACUAGAAGAGUCUGCAGUUUCAGAUGACAUCUUGUCCCCAGAUGAAGAGGGCAUCUGCUCUGGAAAAUACUUCACGGAACAAGGGCUGGUGGGGUUGCUUGAGCAAGCAGCUUCUUCAUUUACUUUGGGUGGACUUUAUGAGGCUGUCAAUGAGACCUACAAAAUCCUCAUUCCCAUCCAUGAAGCAAACCGUGACUUCAAGAAGUUGGCAGUUCUGCAUGGCAAACUGCAAGAUGCUUUCAGCAAGAUAACUAGCCAGGCCUCUGGCUGGGAGAGAAUGUUUGGAACGUAUUUCCGGGUUGGUUUUUAUGGCAGCAAAUUUGGAGACUUGGAUGAGCAAGAGUUUGUCUACAAAGAACCCUCUAUCACUAAAUUAGCUGAAAUUUCUCAUCGACUUGAGGAGUUUUAUGCUGAACGUUUUGGGCAUGAAAUGGUGGAAAUUAUCAAAGGCUCCAAUCCUGUGGACAAGACCAAGCUGGAUCCUAAUAAGGCAUACAUCCAGUUGACUUAUGUGGAGCCUUUCUUUGACACAUACGAACUGAAGGACCGUGUCACAUAUUUUGACAAGAACUAUAACCUGCGCACUUUCAUGUUUUGUACCCCUUUCACAUUGGAUGGACGAGCACAUGGUGACCUGCAUGAGCAGUUCAAGCGCAAGACUCUGCUCACCACUUCUCAUGCUUUCCCCUACAUCAAAACCCGCAUUAAUGUCAUCCACAAGGAAGAGAUCAUUCUGAUUCCUAUUGAAGUAGCCAUAGAGGACAUGCAGAAGAAGACUCAGGAAUUGACUUUUGCCACCCACCAGGACCCAGCUGAUGCCAAGAUGCUGCAGAUGGUGCUUCAGGGAUGUGUUGGAACCAUAGUCAACCAGGGUCCUCUGGAGGUGGCACAGGUAUUUUUGGCUGAGAUCCCUGAUGACCCCAAGCUCUAUCGGCACCACAACAAGCUGCGGCUGUGCUUCAAGGAUUUCACUAAGAGAUGUGAAGAUGCUCUUCGUAAAAGCAAGACACUGAUUGGACCAGACCAACGUGAGUUCCUCCGAGAGCUAGAGAGGAAUUACCAGCGUCUAAAGGAAGCCUUGCACCCACUACUCAACCGCAAAAUCCCUCAGCUCUACACGCCAGUUGCUCCUCAUUCUGCACACAGAAACUCCUUCAACAGAUUGAGUCUGCGGAAGAUGGAAGCCUAAAAUGGAUUGCUUGAAUUGCAGGGGGACCAGUUCCAGGAAGGAAGUCCUGGACUUUACACCCUCCAGAGUUUCAGCCUUACUGAAGGAUGGUGCACUUAUUUUGCACUGGAAGACAAUACUGAGAUUCAGAGCUCCUGCCCCAUUUUUCCAGGCACUGUUCGAGAUUUAAAGCCAGAAUGUCAGUCAAAUAGGAAGAGAGUUACUGUUGAAGAUGGUAGUAGGAAGGAUCUGUAUCCCACCCCUUGUUGAUGACUGAGUUCCACCCUCGGGAAACUUCUCAAUGCACAGCCAUCUGCAUCAGGAAGGCUAGUUCUGACCUCCUGCAGAUCUUUAUCAAAGUGGAGAUUUAUCUCUUGCACACUCCUGAAUUUCCAUAUACAGCAGCUAGAUCCAAAAUGUGGCUCUAGAUGGACUUGGAGGUUUGUUCACUGAGGAUGCUCUGCUGUUUUCCCCUUGAGAGCUGAGAUUAGCUGAAGAAUUUGGAAGCCUCUACUAUGCACCCUCUUUCUCUCUCUCUCGUGUUCUGUGCUUAAUACUUUUUUGGCUUUUGACCACUUGGAAUAACCAGAUUUAUGGAUCAAUACGAAUGACUGGCUUAUUUUCUGGAUCUCAUUCCUAACUCAGGGAAGAAGGCAGUGGUAUCUGGGACAGGGUUGGAAGACUGAAACUUUACAACACCUGGAUUUGAUUCCUGCCUUUAAGAAGUGAGCAAGUACUCCUUGAUCUGCCUACCCAGAGCUUGGGCUGAAACCCAGGAAUUAUGAUUCGUACCUCUGCUGCUCUUUGUUCUAGCUCCCAAGUUUCUAUUAAGAGCUCCUACCAACUACCUUUUGGAAUCCUAUUUGCAACAUGGACCAAAAAAAACUUCUAAUGUCUUUCCAAGAAGGGGCACACUGUCACUCACUCUCUCCUUCCUUCUCACAUAAGCAAAAAAAUUACAGCAGUGCUUUCUAGAGAGAGAAUGAGGAGGGUGGAUGGGCUGAAGGGAAACCUUCAUCCAAAUACAAGGGUGGUAUGUGCAUCUGUUCCUUAAGAAAAUGAGUAUACUUUUCCUCUUUGUAUGUUUUUCUCUCUCUUCCCCUCCUCCCCACCCCCCACCCAUACUUCCCCAGCAAAUGAUGCAGGCUAAACUUGAAUUCUAAACUGUAUUACAUUCUUGUUAGAAGUAUUUUCCUGGGCAGAGCUCUUGGCUCUAGAGGUAGGGUGGAAGAUUUCUGGGGAGAUAUGAGGCACAUCUCUGAAAAGUACCCUGAUUUAAUCAAAAACAGAAGUUUCAAUCCAAAAUGCACAUCUCUAAGGGCUCUCUUGGUUAGGGUUCAGUGGCCAAUUUAAAUUUGCUUCCUCAAGUAAACUGAACAAACCAGGCAUGUGUAUAGGAAGAACCACAUUUGUUCCAGAUAGUUUUGUUUUCUGUUUUAAUUUUCAGGAACAUGUAGAAACACUGUGCCUUUUAAAUACGUGGGUGCCCUGGCCAUUGUGUUACAACCUGGAAGCCUUUAAAAUGACUUCUCUAACAGUAGAAAGCAAAAAUUGCAGCAGCACAUCAUGGUUGUCAGUCUUUAACCAAAGUUGCUCCUGUUUGGAAUCAAAAUAUGCCUCCAUCGUUUUCUCUAGAUCAAAGUUCUACCUUGUUCCAAGUCUACGAUGAAUAGCUGAGCCUUGAUUUAUGUCUGUCUUAACUCCUUAUUUGAGGAAAUUAUAAAGUUUAUUUAUAAUCCAAUUUUAAAAACAAAAUAUGAAAUGUCUGGCUCUGUUCUUUGUAAUGAAUAGCAAAGCCUUGUUUAUUUGUGUGCCAGGCAUUGAAGAAUUCCACACAAGCUAUGUUUGUUCCAUAUCGGAAUUAAAUCAGCAAUGUGAUGAAA
Python bivittatus (Burmese python) is the source of this 4320-nucleotide messenger RNA. The record is from RefSeq and is a predicted model, not a curated record. Lineage: Eukaryota; Metazoa; Chordata; Lepidosauria; Squamata; Pythonidae.